CGCGGUGCCGAGGAAGGAAGGAACAGGAGGGCGCCCCGUCCCCUCGCCUGGGAAGGAAGGGAAGCAAGCAAGCAGGCCUCGGCCGGAGGUAAAGUAUGUAUGCAGAACUCCACCGCAAAAAAAUUAAGAAAAGUGAACAUUUUUUGGCAAGUACAUCAAAAGGAGGUUCAGCAAGAAGUAAUAUUCAGCCCACCUUGAAAAACUUUAUUCAUAAGUGCCAAGCAAGCCUCAAAAGCGACUAGCUGGGAACCUAUACAUAGAUAAAAGAGUGCAUUCUUCUGCUUUUUCAGUGAUUAAAUGUAAAGACUCAAAUACGACAUCAGCAGUACAGCCACAGCCCUUGGUGCUUUUCACAUAUUUGUGCUACGGUUUCACAACUGACAUGUUACAUAGCUUGUUUAGAAGCUCCUGUAAUUAUAUAUAGAGUAAAACCUAGUACCACUGUGUAACUGUUUUCCUAUAAUAGAAUUAAAUGUUAAGACAUUUGCCAAAAUGAGUGCAGAAGGAUACCAAUACCGGGCUUUAUAUGAUUACAAAAAAGAACGAGAAGAGGACAUUGACUUGCGCUUGGGAGAUAUUUUAACUGUGAAUAAAGGUACCUUAGUUGCCCUUGGAUUCAGUGAUGGGGAAGAAGCAAAACCCGAAGAAAUUGGUUGGUUGAAUGGUUAUAACGAAACUACAGGAGAAAGGGGGGACUUCCCAGGAACUUACGUAGAAUAUAUUGGAAGAAAAAAAAUCUCACCUCCAACUCCAAAGCCUCGUCCUGUCCGACCCCUUCCUGUGGCACCAAGUCCUGCAAGAGUAGGAGCAGACAGUGAUCAAUCAGGUUUUGCACUUCCAGAUCUUUCAGAACAGUUUUCAUCACCUGAUAAUGCUCCUCCCAUCCUUGUCAAAUUAGUGGAAGCCAUUGAAAGAAAAGGUCUGGAAUGUUCAACAUUGUACCGAUCACAAGGAUCAAGCAGUACUAAUGAAUUAAGACAGAUUACUGAGUGUGAUAUUUCUGCAGUGGAUUUUGAUGCCAUUGAUAUUCAGAUUUUAUCAGAUGCUUUGAAGAGGUACUUUCUUGACUUGCCAAAUCCUGUCAUUCCAGCAUCUGUUUACAAUGAAAUGACUUCGAUAGCACAAGAAGUGCAGAACUCAGAGGAAUAUGCUCAAGUACUGAAGAGGCUCAUCAGAUCACCAAAUAUACCUCAACAGUAUUGGCUAACACUCCAAUAUCUGCUCAAACAUUUUUCCAGAAUUUGCCAGAGCUCUACCAAAAAUCUUCUGAAUGCGAGGUCUCUAGCUGAAAUUUUCAGCCUCCUCUUGUUUAGGGUCCCAGUAGCAAGCUCCGACAAUACGGAACACCACAUAAAAAUCCUGGAAGUAUUAAUUUCAAGUGAAUUGAAUGAGAGACAACCUGCACCAGCACUGCCUCCUAAGCCUCCAAAGCCUAAUACUGUAACAAAUAACGGUAUGAAUAAUAACAUGUCUCUGCAAGAUGCUGAAUGGUACUGGGGAGAUAUCUCAAGGGAAGAAGUCAAUGAGAAGCUGCGUGACACUGCAGAUGGUACAUUCCUGGUACGAGAUGCCUCCACCAAAAUGCAUGGGGAUUACACACUUACCCUAAGGAAAGGAGGAAAUAAUAAAUUAAUUAAAAUAUUUCACCGAGAUGGGAAAUAUGGCUUUUCGGAUCCAUUAACGUUCAAUUCUGUGGUUGAGCUAAUAAAUCACUACCGAAAUGAGUCUUUGGCGCAAUAUAAUCCGAAACUGGAUGUUAAAUUGCUUUACCCAGUAUCCAAGUAUCAACAGGAUCAAGUGGUGAAAGAAGACAGCAUUGAAGCUGUUGGGAAAAAAUUACAUGAAUAUAAUAUCCAGUUCCAAGAAAAGAACAGAGAGUAUGACAGACUCUAUGAGGACUACACAAGGACAUCUCAGGAAAUUCAAAUGAAAAGAACUGCUAUUGAAGCAUUUAAUGAAACCAUAAAAAUAUUUGAGGAGCAGUGCCAAACACAGGAAAGAUACAGCAAAGAAUAUAUUGAAAAAUUCAAACGGGAAGGAAAUGAGAAAGAAAUACAAAGAAUUAUGCAUAACUAUGAAAAACUGAAAUCUCGAAUCAGUGAAAUUGUGGACAGUCGGCACAGACUAGAAGAGGAUUUAAAAAAGCAAGCGGCUGAAUAUAGAGAAAUUGAUAAACGCAUGAACAGCAUUAAACCAGACCUUAUACAACUCAGAAAGACUAGAGAUCAGUACUUGAUGUGGCUAACUCAGAAGGGUGUUCGGCAAAAGAAAUUGAAUGAAUGGCUUGGCAAUGAAAAUACAGAAGACCAAUACUCUAUGGUGGAAGACGAUGAGGAUUUACCUCAUCAUGAUGAGCGAACAUGGAAUGUUGGAAAUAUCAACAGAAGCCAAGCUGAAAAUUUAUUACGUGGAAAGCGGGAUGGGACCUUUCUUGUUCGGGAAAGCAGUAAACCGGGUUGCUAUGCCUGCUCUGUUGUGGUGGAUGGUGAAGUGAAGCACUGUGUUAUCAACAAAACACCUACUGGUUAUGGAUUCGCAGAGCCAUAUAACUUGUACAACUCUCUGAAAGAACUGGUGCUACAUUAUCAACACACUUCGCUAGUGCAGCACAAUGACUCACUCAACGUCACACUAGCCUAUCCAGUAUAUGCACAGCAGAGGCGAUGAAGAUGUUAAUACUAUGGGGUUUGUCUCUUUUUAUUCAAUGCCCACAAAGAUAAUUCAACAGUCUUGAGGCCUCUGGAUAGUGAAUGCUCUUGCGUUGGAGCUAAGCCGUCAAAGCCGUCUGUCUUCGGAUGGGACUCAAGCUUCCUUCACAACCGCGGUGGGAGAAAUAGCUGAGUUAAGAGCUGUGAACACACCUUUCUAAUCUAAAGUGCUUUUUUGAAAAACAAAAUAACCUGAGUAAAGGAAAACAAAACAAGAAGAAAGAAGUGCUACACCUGUCUCACUGCAGGGACAUAGAGGCCUUUAACCAUGGUGCUUGUUGACCAUUUCCUUGAAGCUUUAAGAGCUCAAAUGUUGGGACUCUGAAGAUCGCAAAGUACAGCAGGGGCUGUAUAAAUGGCAACGUACUUUCACAGUUGUGACUUGGGUGAUGCAGCUGUGUGCAAUGGAUGCAAGAUGCCCAGAGCUGCGGAUGGCUGGUUUUCUGAAGAAUAUGUAGCAGAAUGGCACUUUUGUUUUUAAGGGACACUUUAAAAGACUUGACAGUGUGUUCUUCAGAGAAACAGAUAUGGUAACAGAAGUGCCAGGAAGUGUUUUUGUUUAGACAUUGAAAAAUCUUGUUUUGAGAAGAUAUUUAAGACUGAAGAAAACUGGGCUAUUACAGCCUACAGUAUAUAAUAUGUACAUAGUUCUGGAUGACUAACUAUUGUAGAUGGAUAAUGUGUCAAUACCAAACUCAUUCUGUUCAUUAUUUGUUUCUGGGUUUUGUUUUGUUUUUUUUUGUUUUGUUUCCUUUUCCCCCCUUUUUUUUGGAAAAGCGUAAUCCUUACACUGCUAUGCAAUACUUCAUUUUCUAUAGGCUGUUUUGGUUCAAGUGUAAAUGGAGGAUAAGCUUUUUCCCCCCUUUCUUUCCUUUUUGUCAUCUCAAAAUGUUCCCUUAACGACUAUUGUUGUGUUAAUUUCCAUUUUGUUCAUUCUUUCCCUUCUUUCCUCCUUUUUUAAUUUUAAAAUGAAAUGUACAGGACGUCAGUAAAAGAUGGCUUCAGAAUUAAAGCUAUGAGCUAUUUUAACAGGGUUUGUCCCCUUUUUAUAGAGUAUUGAGCUGCUAGCUCAAGAUUAAAAUUGAAAAUUUCCUUUCUAACUAAAGAUUAUGUUGGGCAGUGCCUGAUAAGCUUCAAAGCUGCUUCAAUAAAAUAUAUGAACAUUGCAAAGUAUUACUGAGUCAAACAAUAUUGUUUGAAAAAAUAUCUUCAGAUGAUGGUAUCCCACUAUGUACGGUCCAUUUUUAGAUUUCUGUCCUGGGUAUGUUUGUAUUUGAAAGAGGACAUUUACUUUGAAGUAGUAAACAGAUGGGAAUCAUUGACUGUAAAAUUAAACUUAAUCUUUUAGAUGAAAUCAUGUGAAAUUUUAACUAACUAUUCUAGACAUGGCAUUGAAGUUACUUUUCACAUCAUACAGAGAAACAGUUUCAGUUGGUUGCUUUCUUUUAAGUAUAACAGAACACAUAAUUUUAGGAAGCCCUAUUUCUGUGACACCUAUUUUCCACAGUUAAUAUUUGUUACGUUACAUUUCUGUGAAAUAAAAUAAUCAAAAAUUCUCAUCUGAAAAUACACAUUAGGUAAUAAUGAGGUAAAAAUGUCAGAAACAUGAAACCUCAGUGUUAAUAGUAUUUUACCAAAUCCCACACUCCUUGAACAAUAACUUUAAAAAUCAAGGUUUUGUUUUUUAGUUAAAGGAUGCUUGGAGACUUUUUUUUAGUGAGUAAGCAAAAAGAUAGAUCUUACAGUGCUCUUUAUGGUUUUGACCUGUUAGGCAAUCUGUGCUUCUUAGAACGAAGCAUUAAGGACUAUUUGUAGAUAUGUUUUCUAUCAUUUGCUAACAUUAUAGAUAUGUUAGUUUUGUUCCCUUUUUAAAAAAAAAAUACUGGUGUCUUUUAUAUCUGAAGCUGUGUGAGGAGUUUGUUUAUACUAUGUUGACUUUUGCUUUCUUGGGGAAUGUGGUUUAUUUCAGCAUAUUUUAGAGUUCAGUUCAAACUCCUCUGAAAGUUAAUGAAGAGAAGCUUUGGAAAGAGUUAGGACUGUAGCUGCAAGCUGGAAGCUUUAAUUCUCUUGAGCUGGAUUGGUCACAUUUGAGUCAGUGGGGUUACUCUUGGUCUAUUCAGGAGGAAGUGAACUAAGAAGCAUUUCAUCUCACGAAGCAAAGUUCAAUGAAAAAUGUACACCUGUUUUAGUUCAUUGAUUCUUCCUCACCAGAACUCUCAAGAAUAGAACAAACACACCUCAUGCUCUGUUUUUUUGUUUGUGAAGGGCAAUUUGAUGGUCAUUAAGUAGCAAGUUAUUUGUAAUUGUAAUGUGACCGAAAUGCACUUUUAUAGAGCAACAUGAAUGUGCAUCAGUAGGUUCUCGCCCUUGGCUUAUUGUCAAACAGACAGUUGAUAUUGUCAGUUCUGAACAAUCUGUUUGGAGGGAAGAGAAAAUUGAAUCUGAGCCCCUGUUGAAGGGGGAAAUUUGGGACCCAGACUCAGCCCUUCAGUCCCCCUAAGCCCCCAAAACAGUUGAUCGGCACUUGGAUUUGACAGUACAGACCAUGUGUUUGGUGCUAUAUGCUGUUGCCACCUAUACAGCAUUGUAGAACUGAACUGGAUACAGUGGGUCAGCCUUGAGAACUAUAUACACAGUAUGUUUUGUAGUAGAGGGUUCUCAAUCCACACACAAAAGCCUGCUCCUGUGCAUCCAUCUCUCCCUCUCUGGCUGAGGAUACAGAGAGGCAAAACCAAAACUCCUGAACUACAAAGAUAACUUAACAGGGCUUUUGGAAUACAAACUGCCAUGUUUAUAUCAUGAAAACAACUACUACAGACAAAACAAGUUAUGGGUUCCUUAACUUGAGGCUAAGAUUUGUGGUCUCUGAUAUACUUCUAUAUAUGUAUGUAUGAUGGAGAGAAAGAGUGUGUGAAUGGCCAUUUUCUAAAAGCUGUUUUCAGCCAUUAAAGCAUGCAGUGAUUUUUGCUCCAAAUUUCCCAUUUGUCCAAACAGGCUGGAUGUGAUGGACUGGGAGUGUUCCUAAUUGUAUUUUAGUGUAUGGAUUUUGUUGUCACUUGUGUUGUUAGCUGCCCUGAGGGCUCUCUAAACCCUUCAGCUGGAAAUGCAUUUUUUAAAGCAACAAACAGAAUCAUAUUCUAAUAAUUGGACGUUUGUAUAAAUGGGAGUACUCUUUGCAUGGAGAUAAUUCAAUUCAGAUAUAUAAGAUUUGCUUUUAUAAAUUACAUUUGAAUAUGCAGCAAGUCUGUUCUAUGUGCAGUCAUUAUACUAAACUAAAUAUGUUCUAACAUCUCUUUGUAUUAAAAAGGAACGCACACACUUUCCCCCCAGACUAAGGAACUUAUCACACAACACUGUUAAAGUGCUAGAUUUCACUUUAUCUGCCAUGACAACAUCACAUGGUAUCUUGGGAUUUGCACAUUAGGGAGGAACACUUAGAAUUCUCAGCCAAAGAACUCGUGGUCCACACUAAACUACAAAGCCCAUAAUUCUACAUGGUGUUGGCAUGGCAGUUAACAUGGAAUAUAGCGUUUUAACAGUGUGGUGUGAUAGGUAACAAAGAGUGAAUGGCAUGGGUGCAUCUGAGUAAAUUCAAGUAACUGAAAAGCAUAGGGAGCUUGGAAAAGGUCAUGUUUCUAUCAUUUGUUUUAAUGUGUAAAGCCAAAUUUUAUGUUUCAGUGUCAGCUGUUAUGUAGAAAAAGUGGCUUUGUCUUGUGGUUUAACAAUGAGCUAUGAAGCUUUUGGGGGAAAGUAUCAUCCUGAUCUUUUUUAUUGGGGAGAAACAUUUGUUCAAUUUAACACUGCUUUUGCUAUGCAUGAUGUUUGGAGAAGCGAUGCCUUUUACUCGGAAUCGCUUUCAAAAUGGGCAGUUCCAAGCACAAUGCCUCCCAUGGGACAUAGUUCAAAAUGCACUAUUCCGUUUUUGGGGAAAAUUAGUUUAGUAAGAUCUAGUUAAAAUGGGCAAAUAAGAAAUUUAAGACAAACUUAACAUUGCUUUUUGUCCCAAUGAGAUUGCAUUAGCUGCCCAAGAUGCUGCUAUUUUAUUUUUAAGUUCCUCCCUUUAAAAAACAUAAGCUCUGUUCUGUUAAAUGUGUUUUUAAAACAUUAAAAAUUCUUUGUUUAAAUUUUUUAGGGAGGCUGACGCUAAAUGGAUCAGUUGUACAUUGCCUUUAAAAGGCAAUAUUAACAAAUGCACCUCCUUAAAAAAAUGUUGGCUUUCUGAAAUUGAUGGAGCUGUUGUCCUGUUUUUAAGUUGCUUAAAACAGAAUAAAAGUGGUUUUGAAACUA
Anolis sagrei ordinatus is the source of this 6995-nucleotide messenger RNA. It is a transcript of the gene PIK3R1, whose product is annotated as phosphoinositide-3-kinase regulatory subunit 1. Gene Ontology annotation, molecular function: protein binding; 1-phosphatidylinositol-3-kinase regulator activity. Gene Ontology annotation, biological process: phosphatidylinositol phosphate biosynthetic process; insulin receptor signaling pathway. The record is from RefSeq and is a predicted model, not a curated record. Gene Ontology annotation, cellular component: phosphatidylinositol 3-kinase complex. Lineage: Eukaryota; Metazoa; Chordata; Lepidosauria; Squamata; Anolidae.